This is a messenger RNA of Dentiscutata erythropus, 445 nucleotides long. Lineage: Eukaryota; Fungi; Glomeromycota; Glomeromycetes; Diversisporales; Gigasporaceae. The record is from the annotation of a GenBank genome assembly.
AAUAAAACCAAAACUGUCAAUUAUAAUCAAGAUGCGAUCAAAAAAUAUAAUCAAAAAUUUGACGGUUUCAACCGAGAUGUAAUCAAAGGACGUGCCUCUACUCCUUUAAUACUUAAUAUAAAUAAAUUUGAUAUAAAUGAUCCAAAUUCUGUUUCAUUAAUUCAGAUUCAAAUUGGAUCAAAUGCAUCCCAAAAAUUUAAUUUAAUACCUGAUAUCUCCUCUAAUGAUAUCGGUUUAUGCGAUUCGUUAAGUAAAAGUUGUAAUAAUAGAAAAAAUAUAUUUAAUUCAGACGAUUCAACAUCUUUUAAAGGAUUUUAUAAACCAAGUUCAAUAAAUUAUUUAGAUGGAUCUAGUGUUAGCGGAUUAGCCGGCAAUGACUUCAUUACAUUUAAUGGUUUUACGUUUAAAAACAAAUUUUCACUCAUACUGUUUGAUGAAAUAAAUG